UCUUCUCCUGCCUCAUCUUUCACCUUUCAGGGCCAUUCAGAGAUGAGAAGUUGGCGCCAUGGUCAAUAAAUUCUGCUUUACAGUAGUGGCCAGUGUGAACCAAGAGUGACUUCAUAGGCUGCAGUCAACAUGCGUGUAUCUGCCAGUAUCAUCAGACUCUGGUGAUUGGUUGAGAAGAGUAUCACUUGUUGAGCUCACUUUUAUUGUAAAUAAACAAUUGGCUGCUAUUUUACGACCCCUAAAAUGUGCAAUAUACUGUGAUGUAGGUUAUUGUUAAAUAGUGAUAGGUGAAAAAUGAAUAGUUAAAUAUAGGGAUAUAAUUGUUGACGGUUAACAUCGUUUGGGCAAAUAGCGCAAUAUUAUUUUUGAGCUAGCCGUACCUGCAUCAAAACUCUAGUAUUUUUCCUUCAAAGCUUGUUUUCCAUAUACUUUUUUAAAUAGGGAGCCAUGGUGAGCAAUAUGUUUGGAACAUCAAAUUGCAAUAAAAUCGUAGUAUCGAAUCACAAUACAUAUAGAAUCGCAAUACGUAUCGUAUUAGCACCUAAGCCUCGUGAUAAUAUCGUAUUGUGAGGUCUGGCAAUUCCCAGCCUUAUAGGUCAAGUGAAGUUGUGGAUAACUAACAAAGGCAAACGUGAUACCAUACAUAUCUAAAUAUUGUAAAUCAUUGUCAUAAAAGUAGCACAUUUUUUAUCUGUGAAAUCAACCACGAAACAGCAUUAUUUGGGUACUUUUUUAAACAUGUUGCCCUUUUUCUUUGAAUGCGUUCUGACUUUAAAAACCUCACAAAAUAUUAAAUUAAUUGAGUAAUGAUUAAAUUAUGACAUUUUAGAUCAAGGAUGCCAGUGGAUGAAUCAUUGGUUACCCUCAAAACGACACAUCAAAAGAUCCAACUCCCCCUGUCCCAUUCCUGCGUAUGACUAGAAAAUAGGGAACACAUUCUGCAAUAUUUCCAUGAAAGAUAUACAGUACCAGUCAAGGUUGGACACAACUACUCAUUCAAAGGUUUUUCUUUACUGUAGAUUGUAGAAUAAUAGUGAAAAUAUCAAAACUACGAAAUAACACCUCAUGUGGUAUCUGAAAAUCAUGUAGUAACCAAAAAAGUGUUAAACAAAUCAACAUGUGUUUUAUAUUCUUCAAAUAGCCACACUUUGCCUUGAUGACAGCUUUGCACACUCUUGGCAUUCUCUCAACCAGCUUCAUGAGGUAGUCACCUGGAAUGCAUUUCAAUUAACAGGUGUGUCUUGUUAAUUUGUGAAAUGUAUUUCCUUCUUAAUGUGUUUGAGCCAAUCAGUUAUGUUGUGACAAACUAGGGUUGGUAUACAGAAGACAGCCUUAGUUUUGAUGUCUUCGCUAUUAUUUUAAAAUAGUAAAACAAAAGAAAAACCCUGGAAUGAGUAGGUGUGUCCAAACUUUUGACUAGUACUAGUACUGUACAUAAAAUCCAUAAAUUCACAUGCACAAAGUACAGUUUUUAAAUCUCCAUUUAAUUGAUCUGCUUUUGCGAACAUUUUAUGGAGAUUUUUCUUCUUCAUCCAGGCAUAAAAUGAUUGGUCCAAGGGGCUCGUAGUAGCAGCAUAGUAGUGAAUAUCCAAACAAAUACCCGUACUGUCCGUCCCUGAGUGUGCCCACCCAUCCCUCUUUCUUUCCUCCCCUGCCCUCUACUUCAGCCCUUUUUACUUCACAGAUCAAUAUGUAUACCAGGAGUGCAGAGGUAAGAACCCCCCCUAUUACCACCUCUACCUUUCUCCAUAUUGGUUGUUUCAUUUCCUCUAUCUCCUCUCACACCAGAUGGUCCUUUUCAGUGUUAUUUCUCCUCCCCCCCUUGCUUUUUCUCUUUCUCCUCCCUCCAUUUCACUUUUUGCAUCUGAUUCCCCUCAAACGUCCCCACGAAUUAAUCCGGCUAUGAGGAUGCCUUGAGACUUAACCUGCUUGAACUGGUGAGGGCGAGAAGUGCUCUGUAACCUCUAUUGCUUUGAGGGCGAGGGAGGCUCUUUUCUCCGACCAAGGAUGCCUGGGCGUGCGAACGGAUCAACUCCACAGUGUCCAUGUCGGGGCUGCACGCGGUCAGCAGCUCGGAUGACGUGAAGCCUCCGUUCGGACUGGGAGGCCACAGCCCAGGGGGCCCCAUGCUCUCCCAAAAGCGCCUGUGUGCCAUCUGUGGUGACCGCUCCUCCGGUAAGCACUACGGAGUGCACAGCUGCGAGGGCUGCAAGGGUUUCUUCAAGCGCACGGUGCGCAAGGACCUGAGCUACACCUGCCGGGACAACAAGGACUGCCUGGUGGACAAGCGCCAGCGCAACCGCUGCCAGUACUGCCGCUACCAGAAGUGCCUGGCCUGUGGCAUGAAGAGGGAAGUGGUCCAAGAUGAACGACAGAGAUCCGUGCAGGAAGAGCGCCAGAGGAACAAGGAGCGGGAGAGCGAGGUGGAGUCGACCAGUGCCAUCAACGAGGAGAUGCCUGUGGAAAAGAUCCUAGAGGCCGAGAUGGCCGUGGAACAGAAGACCGAGCUGCAUGCCGAUGGGAGCUCCGGGGACAGCUCGGUAAAUCCCAACGACCCGGUCACCAACAUCUGCCAGGCUGCAGACAAGCAGCUGUUUACCCUGGUGGAGUGGGCCAAGAGGGUCCCCCACUUCUCUGAGCUGGCCCUGGACGACCAGGUCAUCCUGCUACGUGCCGGUUGGAACGAGCUGCUGAUCGCUUCCUUCUCUCACCGCUCCAUCAGUGUGAAGGACGGCAUCCUAUUGGCCACCGGCCUACACGUGCACAGGAACAGUGCCCACAGUGCCGGCGUGGGAGCCAUCUUCGACAGGGAGAGUGCGCACAAUGCAGAGGUUGGAGCCAUAUUUGACAGAGUUCUCACGGAGCUGGUCAGUAAGAUGAGAGACAUGCAGAUGGACAAGACGGAGCUCGGCUGCCUUCGAGCCAUCAUCCUCUUCAACCCAGAUGCCAAGGGCCUAUCCAGCCCCAGUGAAGUGGAAUUGCUGAGGGAGAAGGUGUACGCAUCGCUAGAGUCCUAUUGUAAACAGAGAUACCCCGACCAGCAGGGCAGGUUCGCUAAGCUCCUCCUCCGGCUGCCAGCGCUGCGCUCCAUCGGCCUGAAGUGCCUAGAGCACCUGUUUUUCUUCAAGCUGAUUGGCGACACCCCUAUCGACACGUUCCUCAUGGAGAUGCUAGAGGCGCCCCACCAGCUGACCUAAGAACCAGGUUCUGCCCUGGUCCAUUUUGCACCAGGGGUUCUAGUUCUGGCACCCUGGUUCUAGGGCUUCACCAUGUCUGCUGGCUUUUAUGUCCCGCUCACACCAACCCCGCCCCACCAGCUGACCGAAGACCCAGGUUCUGCCCUGGUCCAUUUUGCACCAGGGGUUCUAGUUCUGGCACCCUGGUUCUAGGGCUUCACCAUGUCUGCUGGCUUUUAUGUCCCGCUCACACCAACCCCACCCAUAACCCCCCGUAUGCUGUCACACACACACAUAAUCAAAUACUUUUUCACAGUAGGGGUUAAGACGCAUUGAAAUAUAUCCUUUUUAACUGCAUAUACAAGUUUUAUCAUGAGUUAGCCUUCAGCUUUGAGUGUCAACGCUUCUGCGAAUCAAGGUAGACCUCUCAGCUUCUUGUGGGGUUCGUAGGUUAUUCAGAUACAUUGCUGCGCGCAUAGAUAUGACGAGUGGCUUACUCUGUCUUAGGCUUUACUCUUGGGUUUAACCCAAACACGUCAUGAUCAGGUGCGUAAUAUUUCAAUCAACUGUCACCCAACUUCUAUUGAUCGGGACACAGCCAAUAGAGGCAGACACGCCCCUCUGUGUUCACCAAUCCGAAUGGGAUUUGAAUACUAUGCUUUAUUCAUGCUUAAAUGCUCUGAAUUCAUUCUGAAGUACUGUACUCUUAAAAUGAGACCUUUUUAAGGCAUUGAAAUCCAAGGAGGGGGCACUUUGUUUGGCCCUUAAAGUUCACACCAGGCUUUCAAAGAGAGAAACUGACUUGUAAGAUGUGUUCUUUAUUGCAUUUUGCUGUUUGUUCUCUUUAAGUCCAAACAAGGGCCAUUGGGCACAGGAAGUGCAACCUUGUUCAAGAGCACUGCGUUCAUUGGUGCUGUUGUAGAUGUUUCUUUUGUUUGACACCCUCUACUUUGCUAAUGGUCAUUUUUGCACUCUGUGAAACAUUACUGUGUAAGUAAACAUUUGCUGCAGAAACCUAUCUUGCCCGUCUUUAAGAAACUGGGGCAACCACAAAGAAUGUCUCCAGCUCUCAUCAUGUCUUCUGAAGAGCCACGGUGUUAAUGGCCGUGCUUCGUUCUGUGAAAUGGCCAUCCGGUCUAAGAAAGCCUUGAUAUUAUUCGAUAUCUUGUUCCAGUGGUCUACUGUACCCCUACAAUUCCCCUUCUGAAUCCUCCGUUUGUGUCAUUCAAGUGCUUGCAGCCUCUUUCCGUUAACUUUUUAACAAUAUGUAAAUACGAUGACACAUCUACUCCUUCACUAGAGCACGACUGGGCAAUCCCAACAUGUGCAUACAGUAGGGAAAACACAGGGGUUAGCAAGCAUGUUAGCACACAACAAAAAGUAUUCCCCGAUAGCAAUAUGAACAGAUAUUGUACACUUCCAAUAUGUACUGUAAAAAAAAAAUUAUAUAUAUAUAUAUAAUCGUAAAGGGUUUUAACCAUAGACUGGAUCUUAAGCUUGAAAAACCCACCUCGUUGUGACUGACUAUUAAGUCUAGUUGUUGUGCUAGUAGUUUCGUCACUCUUGACACAAAUUGUAUUCUAAAGGGCUGCUGUGUCACGGGCAGGGUGAUAGAACCCACGCCCUUAGCCUGCCCAGCCUGUGACAAUACUUUGUGUUUUAUUGUGGAGCUGAUUGGUUGGCUUCAGCCGAUGACCCUGACCCAUCUACCGCGAUUCUAUUGUGUGGUCUGCUUACACAAACCUACACAAUAGGGGCCGAUUCAGCUCCCUCAUAACAGAACUAGCUGUCAACACAUUACAAACUUUGAACUGAAAUAUUAAAAGAGCAUCAUUACACACAAUGUGAGCAAUAUUGGCAGAUGCAUAACGAUUGAGACCAUAUUGUGUGCAUAGAAGGAUUUAGAUGUGUGGGUCGUUUUAUGAAGUAUUUGGAGAUUAGUAUUAUUUACCAUUCAGAACAGAAAUUAGGAUGUAGAAUAGAGAAUGCUGUAUCGCUUACUGGACAGAAGUUCAACUGUCCUAAAGUUGGGUGCUACACGACUCAUGUGGUCUUACAAUUAUAGAUGUGCUUGUUUACACCAGUGGAGGCUGGUGGUAGGUGCUAUAGGAGGAUAGGCUCAUUGUAAUGGCUGGAAUAUAAUUUAUAUUUGAGUCAUUUUAGAAGAUGCACUUAAACAGGUCGACUUAGAGGAGCAAUUAGGGUUAAGUGCCUUGCUCAAGGGCACAUCGAUAGAUUAUUUUCACCUAGUCGGCUCAGGGAUUAGAACCAGCGACCUUUCGGUUACUGUCUUAACCGCUAAGCUACCUGCCGCCCGUUCAAUAGAAUGCUGUCAAACGCGUUGUUUCCAUGUGUUUGGUACCAUUCCAUUCCCUCCAUUACAAUGAGCCCGUCCUCCUAUAGCUCCUCCCACCAAUGCAAACACAGUACACAAACAAAACGCCAAGAGUGUGCAAGUACACACCCUCCACCUUUUUCCCCCUCUUGAAACCGAGGUCUACUUUACUUGUGUAACUCUGUGUUGUCUGUUCACACUGCUAUGCUUUAUCUUGGCCAGGUCGCAGUUGCAAAUGAGAACUUGUUCUCAACUAGCCUACCUGGUUAAAUAAAGGUGAAAUAAAAAAUAAAAAAAUAAAAAUACUUAUAAUAGGAUUCCCACUCGGCCGUACUCUUUUCAGCCGAUCUCCUACAUUGACUUGCAGUCAGGCCUUUUUGGCGGGAGAGGAACACCUCCCCCAUGUAAUGUGGAUAUGGAGGAUGAUACCUGUCUAACAGGGUGUCCUACUCCAAGCCUGCGAACAGGCCGUGGGGGCACUGUAGACCAUUUACAUGCCCGUCGGGUUUAUGUACGUCUAUACAUGUGAACAUGAAUCAGUCGUUGCAGAAUAAAAAUGAACGAGUAGAACUCGAGAUCAGUCUUAAGGGAUUUAGUCCCACAGGGUAGAGUAUCUUAUCUGUGUAUCCCCAGUGUGAACCACAAUCUUGUCACGAUGUUGGCAACAACCCCUUGUGUAAUUCGCUCGUUUUCUUUUGUUGGAGCAUUUCAAUCUCCCAUUUCUUAACAGUAGAAAAGCCUGACCUUGAGGGACCCCACUUCAAGCCAAAAUGAGUUUUUGACUCCAACAUUCUAACAGUCUAAUAAAUUAAUUUCAUAUAUGAUAUUGGAAAAAUAAUAUUUUGCUUGUGUUUUUGAAGGUCUUAGAUAACAGAAUGCCAAAAAAAGUAUUGUUUCAAAGAACAAAAUAGCAUUUUCAUUAGUUUGUUACUGUAGGCUAUUUUGUUUUCUCAUGCUCAAGUGUAGAGCUUGUGGAACAAAGGUAAUUAUUGGAAAAGUGAUAUUUAGAAAUCAGUCUUACCUGCAUGUGACUCUGUAGGAGGAUUUGAAAAAGUCACUUGUUCGCUCUGCAAAAAAAUAUAUCCUCUUUUAAAACUGCUUAUAACACAAAAUGCUAACAUGCGUGUGUUAAAUAGACGUAUUUAGGAAAAGUCAGACUGAGGGAGGCAUGACUUUAAAAAUGGCAGAGAUAUUUCAAUUUCAUAUUUAGUCAAAAUGACUCACUUGCCUCUUCUAGUGCUGUAACAGUGCAUUUUAAAGCGAAUCCCUUGUUAUAUUGUGUCUUGUCCUAUAAAUUCAGUUUAGCUGUGAGCAGAGAUACUGUAUAGUAUAAAAGCCCUAUAAGAAUUCUACAGGUUCUAUAAGCUAAGCAUUUUCAGGUUGUUCAGGCAGACAGUUUAUCAGAUUUUUUUUUUUUUUUUAACUGCCUGUACACUAUGUUUAUGUGCCUGUGUUGAUUAUGUCACUAUGUCCACUGUGUACAAUGAGGUCUUGGUCUGGUUAUACCAGCAAGCUCGGGUGUGCUGCAGCAUGGAGAGAGGUUUACAACAACACAGAAAGAUGCACAGAAGAGCAGGGCGCACAUUUGCAUACACGUUGCCCGGGCCCUUCUCUUCCCUUGCCAAUCGAGUGCAGUGUCCCUUUGGUAUUACUUGAUGGCAGUGCUGCGGCGGUCUUCGCCCUUGGAGACAGACCGCCGGCGUGCAGCCCAAAGAUGCGUGUCCCUCGUGACCGCGUGCACUCAAGGCAGACGCCUGGACCUUUUGAUUACGUUCAUUUAUAUUCAACUUACUUUUGAAAACAGUCACUUAAAAAAAAACCACAAACGCUUAAAUGUUUGCAUCCUGUGAAGCUGUCAUGUGUUUGUAUCUAGCGGGAUGCAAUACUUAUUUAAUAGACACCCUGGUGCAAAGGUCAACUCUAUGAUGAUCAAAACACCCCAUGCGGUUGGUUGGCGCCACCCCUGUGAUGUUGUAACACUGCCGAACAGGUGUGAAGGCCAGCGUUGAUGCUGUGCCACGCUGAGGUCCCGUGGAUGACUGUUGAGUGGUCAGAGUGUUGUCCUUUGUCACUAAAGAACUCCCCUUUAUAAGAAAGGUGCCACAGCAAGGGGAGGGCACUAGUCGGGGUGGUCCCUAUGGUGAUUUAUACUGUGCAUUGGUGCUUUUUUUUGUGGCCAAGAGGGCAGAGUUACAAGCUAGGAACGUGCACUGAUAAUUUGACUAUUUGGAUCACGGUUUUGUCUUCCGUGUCCAGCGCAAACAGGAGUGUGUUUACGUAGAAAAAUAUGCAUUGGACACUGUCAGCAAAACUUGGCUUAAGCUGAGAAAAGAAUUGGAGCCAAUGCAUAGAUCCCAAAGGUGCGCGCUGAAGUCACGCCUCUGGAUAGUGUCCCAUUACGCGGAUGAACUUGAGGGGAGGGCCAGCUCAACAUGCUCAGAGGAGGAGAAUGCGUUCACAGUGGGAUAAGUGCUUAGGGUGAUAGACUCACUUGAUCAGAUGAUGUUUUGUUGAUCAAGAAAAGCUGUUUUCGUUAGAUCUGGAGAUUUCCUGUCGUUGAUUCCCGCCCAAAUACACUGCUUCCCUGUUGUGCUUGACUCUUUCCUUUGACCGCGCGAUUCAUCUGUAUUCAGGACUAUUAAACACACGCAGGAACUGUUAUAUCACAUGGGAUUUUCAAUUUCCUUUUUCUCAUGUCUAGUUUUUUUGUCAUUAUUUUAUCUCUGACUCCAACAUACAUGUGGAAAUGAUUGACUGUUUUGGGGAAGGAAAUGCUUUUUUUUUUUUUUUAAUUUGGAAUCUGUUUCUGUUGUAUCAUGUCUGAGUAAAGGUUUUAAUACUGUA
This is a messenger RNA of Oncorhynchus keta (chum salmon), 8355 nucleotides long. Its product is annotated as retinoic acid receptor RXR-beta-A. Gene Ontology annotation, cellular component: nucleus; RNA polymerase II transcription regulator complex. The record is from RefSeq and is a predicted model, not a curated record. Gene Ontology annotation, biological process: positive regulation of transcription by RNA polymerase II; cell differentiation; response to retinoic acid. Gene Ontology annotation, molecular function: nuclear steroid receptor activity; zinc ion binding; nuclear receptor activity. Lineage: Eukaryota; Metazoa; Chordata; Actinopteri; Salmoniformes; Salmonidae. The coding region runs from base 2046 to 3197 and encodes 383 amino acids. The transcript is spliced from 11 exons.